AUCACGAGAUUAAUUGCCGCCACAGCGCUUGCACGACGGAACAUCUUCCCUGCUGCCCAAAGCCCCCUUUCCACGAUGACCUUCCUCUCACGCAUCAAAUUAAAUUAGCUUCCGUCCGCUUUCAAGAUUCAUCGCCACAAACCAUCCAAAAACUUCCCCAUCUCUUCUCCUCCCAUGGAGUCUCCUCUCCCCAUCAUUAAUCUAUUUUCUCUUCUCUGAUUCCUUGCAUCAUUUACCCCAUUUCUAUAUACCCUCCAUGGCUCCAUUCUUCUUCUCUAAUCCCUAUCUAUUCUCUUCCUCGGCACUCUUCUCACACCCGAAGCCGCCAUCCUCAGCAAAAGAGGGCCGCCCAUUCUCCGGCUUGGCCGUUGAUCAGAUCUCCGCUGUUUGACAGCCGAAGGAUGCCGCCGAUCAUGGCGCAUCAUCAAUCAGAUGCCAGUCGAACCGAGCAGAUUAUCUCGCAGUUCUUUCAUAAGACCCUACACGCCGUCCUCACCGCCCGAAUCCCCCGCCUAGCCGUAGCCGGUGCCGGCCGAGUGCGGCGGCGCGACCAGUGGUUCAACCUUGCGAUCGGAGAAUUCCCGCCCGCACUAGAGAACUCUGGCUUAUGGCAGCAAGGCGUGACGGAACCGAUGAUCGUCGACGUCAUUCUCUCGCCACGCGAUGGCUUUGAGUCGGUGGCUAUCAUUGAACGAUGGACGACGCAGUGCGAUACACCUCUGCCUUGGGGAGACGGCAUGUCAUCGUCGGCAUCCUUCUAUAGAAGGACAUACAAGAAGUCUACCCUUCUCCUGCGGUCCAUAUACUCCCUUCUCCGGUUUCUCCCCGCUUAUAGAGCUUUCAGAUUGCUGUCAUCUUCCAACCAGUCUUCUAACUACGAUCUGAGCUAUAAGGUUUCGUCGAUCGCGGAGCCAUUUUCUCGGGAGGAGGAGAAGGGAUUCAAGUUGCAGGCAUUCCCGCCAGUGGAGAGCCAAUUGGGCCAUCUCUCCGUCUCGGUUCUUUAUCGCCCGACUCUCGAUAAUUUUAAUUUAGAAGUUUCAUCCUUGUUGCCGCCUAUGAUAAUUGCGGAUUAUGUAGGAAGCCCAGCUGCUGAUCCGAUAAGGGCUUUUCCUUCCUCCCCGUCGGAGAAGGGCAUGCGUCCGGUAUCUUAUCCCCAGCGCGGCGUGCGCCCGUCGGCGGCGCCAGUUUUCCAGCGGCCUCAUAGCUGGACCACUACGCCGAUGGCAAAUCAUCCGCUGCAUUCUGCUGUAGAUGCAGUCGCCGAGCAGCGAGUGUCUCCACCUGAUUAUUUUGGACAGCGAAUGACAAUUCCUCGGCAAUCUGGUCAUAGGAAGGGUAGCUUCAGUUUUGAGGAGUACCGGCUCUCGCCUCCGUUCUCGGCGUCUCCUACUCCAUCUCCGCCUACCAAUGCGGCUAAUGCUUUGCAGGCUAGAUUGCGAUCAGAGACUCCUCCAGUCAGCAUACCGCAGCCGAUGAUGGGGAGAAACCAUCUGCAUCGCACUCCUAACUUUUCGGAUCCGACUAGAAGCUUGUUGCCACCGCCAUCGCCCAGAAAUGCACGGGCUGAUGUUUUGGAGGAUUCUCCUUCUUCGAGGUCUUUCAGAAAGUCGGGGGAUCUUACUUCGCUUCUGUACACGGCUCCUAAGGUGCUUAAAGACACUAAAGAUGAUUCUGGACGAUUCUCUAGUGUUAUUUCUUCUUCAGGCUCGCCGAGGUUUGUCUUCUCAAGGAGUUCAAGCAGAAAAUCACUGCAGGAUGAUCUUGAGGACCUUGACUUUUCUUGCCCUUUUGCAGUGGAUGAUGUCGAUACUUCUGAAUCUCAAAACAGAAACCAUGAUAGCAAAGAUGUUUUGGAGUUUGGCCAGACAUCACCAUAUCGAUCACAGGACGCAGCAGUAGGAGCUCUUGUUCACAUGCUGAGGACUGCGCCCUCUCUGCGCCAAGAUCAAAGCCUCUCAUCCCAGUCCACCAAGUCCGAAGUCAAUUCUGAAGCCAGUACUUCUAGCUUUUUCCUGUCUCGUAAGAAGUCUGACGCACUGGAGGAGCUAAGAAGUUACAGGGAUAUGAAAGAAACUCUACUUUCCAAGAGUAGAAGCCAGAUGCUAGAUUCCCAAGAGCAAACAACAAAGUAGCUUCUGCAGCUAAUUUCUCAUUAUUCCGAACAAAGACUAGGACGCAUUUGUUGCUAAUGUCUGGUGCAAUCACCUUCACUGAUUCCAGGUAGGUGCUACUUUUUUUUCUUACCAAGACCAACAUUGUACAUAAGAAAUGUAACUUAAUUGUGAUUUCUUUGUUAUUGUUUAACAAUUGAUUUAGUUUAGUUGAAGGUUCAUCCCUUUUUCUAGGU
Phalaenopsis equestris is the source of this 2347-nucleotide messenger RNA. Its product is annotated as autophagy-related protein 13a. Gene Ontology annotation, cellular component: extrinsic component of membrane; phagophore assembly site; cytosol. The record is from RefSeq and is a predicted model, not a curated record. Gene Ontology annotation, biological process: mitophagy; protein localization to phagophore assembly site; autophagosome assembly. Lineage: Eukaryota; Viridiplantae; Streptophyta; Magnoliopsida; Asparagales; Orchidaceae. The transcript is spliced from 3 exons. Bases 402 to 2132 code for a protein of 576 amino acids.